AUGACAGUUGCGCGGCCAGUUCGGGCGUUGAUCGCCGGCGGGUGCAUUCUCUGGUGUUUCUUUCUGUGGCAGAUAUUUGCUCCAUCAUGGUCGUUAAGAGGUCCCGGUGAUCGCUACUCCAAUUUUGAGCGGGAUCCCAUGCUGGAUCCUACCGAUGAACCAGAAGGAGUGUUACAUCGUACGAGCCCGAGAUAUGCCCACGAUGCGAAAAAGACGGAGCGCAUCGAUGCGACGCUAUUAGCGCUUGUGCGGAACGAGGAGGUGGAUGCCAUGGUCAUGUCGAUGAGGGAUCUCGAAAGGACUUGGAACUCCAAGUUUAACUACCCCUGGACGUUUUUCAACGAUAAGCCUUUCACCGAAGAGUUCAAGAGGAAGACUAGAGCAGCUACGAAGGCGAAAUGUAACUACGAAAUCAUCCCCAAGGAACACUGGGACAUGCCCUCUUGGAUCGACGAAGAGCUCUUUCAGGAAUCCGCCAAGAUCCUCGAAAAGAACGGCGUCCAAUAUGCAAGCAAGAUAUCAUACCACCAAAUGUGUCGAUGGAACAGCGGUCUCUUCUACAAGCAUCCAGCCCUGAAGGAUAUUCGCUACUACUGGCGUGUCGAGCCUAACGUGCACUUCUUCUGCGAUGUUGACUACGAUGUCUUCCGCUACAUGCACGAUAACAACAAGACAUACGGCUUCACCAUCAACCUCUAUGACGAUCCCAAAACCCUCCCUUCGUUGUGGCCCGAGACAGUCAAGUUUCUCGCUGAGCAUCCUAAUGCAAUCCACGAGAACAGCGCCGUAGCUUGGGUCACCGAUGAUAUCCGUCGGCCUUCCACAAAUAGAAAGGCUCAGGGAUAUUCGACGUGCCAUUUCUGGAGUAAUUUUGAGAUUGCGGAUAUGUCAUUUUGGAGGAGCAAAACUUACGAGGACUACUUCAACCACCUCGAUCAUGCGGGCGGAUUCUUCUAUGAGCGAUGGGGUGAUGCUCCAGUCCAUAGUAUUGCCCUUGGUCUGUUUGAAGACCAGAGCAAGAUUCAUUGGUUCCGCGAUAUUGGUUAUCAACACAUCCCUUUCUUCAACUGUCCCAACUCACCAAAGUGUAAGGGCUGUGUAACUGGCCGUCUCACUGAUGGUGAGGCCUGGUUGCAUCGAGAAGACUGUCGACCCAACUGGUUCAAGUACGCUGGUAUGGGAUAA
Fusarium musae is the source of this 1185-nucleotide messenger RNA. RefSeq lists its product as uncharacterized. The transcript has 4 exons. Gene Ontology annotation, molecular function: alpha-1,2-mannosyltransferase activity. The coding region runs from base 1 to 1185 and encodes 394 amino acids. Gene Ontology annotation, biological process: protein N-linked glycosylation; protein O-linked glycosylation; cell wall mannoprotein biosynthetic process. Gene Ontology annotation, cellular component: membrane; Golgi apparatus. Lineage: Eukaryota; Fungi; Ascomycota; Sordariomycetes; Hypocreales; Nectriaceae. The record is from RefSeq and is a predicted model, not a curated record.